Menidia menidia (Atlantic silverside) is the source of this 1572-nucleotide messenger RNA. NCBI's taxonomy places the organism in Eukaryota, Metazoa, Chordata, Actinopteri, Atheriniformes, Atherinopsidae. The record is from the annotation of a GenBank genome assembly.
CGAACCUCCGGCUGCUUUGUUAUUUACCGUCGCAGCGGCCUGUUCGCCUUCAGGGAGUGAGGAUGAAAUAACCCGGUUGUUGCGGGCUGUUUUCUUUUUGCUCCGGUGGACCCCUCCUGCCUGCAGCACAUGGAGACGGAGAGCAAAGGAGCUGCCCCGCAGCCUCAGGAGCCUCAGAAGGACGCUGAGAGGAUCGACCCCUACGGUUUCGAGAGGCGCCACGAUUUUGAGUCCUACACAGGCAUGAUGAGCGAGUACGUGUCCGUGCUCCACAGGAGGUCCAUGAGAUGGUCCAAGCUCCUGGAGGAGACGCCUCACGUGGAGAAGAACCUGACAGUGAAGAGAUUCGUGCGGAAAGGCGUGCCGAACGAGCACCGCGCCCGGAUCUGGAUGGCGGCCAGCGGCGCCCAGGAGCAGCUGGAGAGCAGGCCGGGCUACUACCGGUCACUGCUGGCCAUGGAGCACGACGCCCGGCUGAGGGACACCAUUCACACAGACAUGCACCGGACCUUUCCCGACAACAUCCUGUUCCGGAGCCAAGGCGAGCCGGGCCUGCAGAGGGCCCUGUUCAACGUGCUGCUGGCCUACGGACACCACAACCAGGCGGUGGGCUACUGCCAGGGGAUGAACUUCAUCGCAGGAUACCUCAUCAUCAUCACCAAAGAUGAAGAGAAAUCCUUUUGGCUUAUGGAUGCUCUGUUGGGGACAAUACUCCCAGACUAUUACAGCCCGGCCAUGUUGGGGCUGAGGACUGACCAGGAGGUCCUCGGAGAGCUGGUGAAGAGCAAAGCCCCCGCCGUGGGGCAGCUCAUGGCCCAGUAUCCCGGCAUCUGGACCCUGGUGGUGUCGCGCUGGUUCAUCUGCCUCUACAUCGACAUCCUCCCAAUCGAGACCGUUCUGCGGAUCUGGGACUGUCUCUUCUACGAGGGCUCCAAGGUGCUGUUCCGCGUGGCCCUGACCCUGGUGCUCCACCACCAGACGGAGGUCCUGCGGGCCCGCUCCCUGCCCGACGUGUGCCAGUGCUUCAAGCAGAUGACCAGCGGCGCCUUCACCCUGGACUGCCACGCCUUCAUGCAGAAGAUCUUCACAGAACCCGGGAGCCUCUCCAUGGCAACCAUCAAUAAGCUGAGAGAGAAAUGCAGACGGCAAAUCCAAGAGGAGGAAUCGAGAGGGCCAUGAUGCCAAGCGACGCUCAAAGUUCGAAUUCCCAAAAGUUUCAAAAGAAAGAUUAUUUUUCUUACUUCUUAUUUUUCUGAGAGAGUUAUAUUAUUAAAUAAUAAAAUACACUAACCAUAUAGCUGAAAUGUAAUCACAUUCCUAAGGAUGACUGAAGGAACAUAACUGUAGCUGAUUGGGGAUUCUUCUGUAAUAAUUGAUUUAUUACAACAUAACCCACCAGAUAGGAUAUCUAUUUAUGGGUUGCAGAGCGUUUUUGUUUCUUAAAUGUUCCUUUCUUAAAAUAAACUUGCUGCUUCAGAGAUAUUUAGUCGUUAUUCUUGUUUAACACUUUGGAAAAUCAGGGUUUUCAUGUGGAAGAAGGAAAAUAAAGAAUAACUAAAAGUUUUCCUCUGG